AUGCAGGCCGAUCAGAAACACCGUGUAGAACGCGACACUUUCGGCGAACUCCAGGUUCCUGCAGACAGAUACUGGGGAGCGCAGACCCAGCGCUCACUGCAGAACUUUGAUAUUGGUGGUCCGACAGAACGCUUGCCACCACCCCUCAUUAAGGCGUUUGGCGUCCUCAAGAAAGCCUCCGCGAUCGUGAAUGUCGGCUAUGGUUUGGACCCUAAGAUUGGUGGUGCGAUCCAGCAAGCUGCAGACGAGGUCAUCUCGGGAACGCUCAUUGAUCAUUUCCCACUUGUGGUGUUCCAAACUGGCAGUGGAACCCAGAGCAAUAUGAAUGUCAACGAGGUCAUCUCAAACCGCGCGAUUGAGAUGCUCGGAGGACAACUGGGUUCUAAGAAACCUGUUCAUCCCAACGAUCAUGUUAACAUGAGCCAGAGCAGCAAUGAUACCUUCCCUACAGCAAUGCAUAUUGCAGCUGUCACCGAAAUUAAUCACUCCUUGCUGCCUGCUUUGGUCGAGUUGAGAGAUGCUCUUGACGAAAAGGCAAAGGCCUUUGCUAAUAUUAUCAAGAUUGGUCGUACGCACUUGCAGGAUGCCACACCUUUGACGCUGGGUCAAGAAUUCAGUGGAUAUGUCGAGCAAGUGUCCAAUGGAAUUGAGCGAGUUCAAGCUGUUCUCCCACGGCUAAGCUUUUUGGCGCAAGGAGGUACUGCAGUGGGAACCGGGCUCAACACCAAGAAGGGCUUUGACGUCAAGGUUGCGGCGGAGAUCUCAAAGAUCACUGGGCUUGAGUUCAAGACAGCUCCGAACAAGUUCGAAGCGCUUGCGUCGCACGACGCUCUUGUUGAGGCGCAUGGAGCGCUGAAUGUUCUGGCAUGCUCGUUCAUGAAGAUCGCCAAUGACAUCCGGUUCCUUGGCUCUGGUCCUCGCUGCGGCUUCGGCGAGCUCAGUCUGCCCGAGAACGAGCCUGGUAGCAGUAUUAUGCCCGGAAAGGUUAAUCCUACGCAGUGCGAGGCGCUGACCAUGGUCGCGGCGCAGGUCAUCGGCAACCAGACCGCGGUUAGCGUAGCAGGUGCUAGUGGUCAAUUUGAGCUGAAUGUCUUCAAGCCGGUUAUGAUCAAGAACGUUUUACAGAGCAUCCGGUUGUUGGCAGAUGGCUCGCGCUCGUUCACUAAGAAUUGUGUCGUUGGCAUUCAGGCAAAUGAGAAGCGGAUCAACACGUUGCUGAACGAGUCUUUGAUGUUGGCAACGAUCUUGAACAGUCAUUUAGGCUACGACAACGUGGCUAAGUGCGCGAAAAAGGCACAUAAGGAGGGCACGACAUUGAAGCAAGCUACAGUGGCGUUGGGUUUGCUUACGCCGGAGGAGUUUGAUGAGAAAGUCCGGCCGGAGUUGAUGCUGGGUCCCGAUGACCCGUAG
Molecule: messenger RNA, 1410 nt
Organism: Fibroporia radiculosa
Lineage: Eukaryota; Fungi; Basidiomycota; Agaricomycetes; Polyporales; Fibroporiaceae
Exons: 10
Coding region: 1-1410 (469 amino acids)
Biological process (GO): tricarboxylic acid cycle; fumarate metabolic process; malate metabolic process
Cellular component (GO): mitochondrion; tricarboxylic acid cycle heteromeric enzyme complex
Molecular function (GO): fumarate hydratase activity
Source: RefSeq, a predicted model, not a curated record